Messenger RNA from Mollisia scopiformis, 817 nucleotides. Its product is annotated as class I glutamine amidotransferase-like protein. The record is from RefSeq and is a predicted model, not a curated record. The transcript has a single exon. NCBI's taxonomy places the organism in Eukaryota, Fungi, Ascomycota, Leotiomycetes, Helotiales, Mollisiaceae. The coding region runs from base 68 to 805 and encodes 245 amino acids.
ACUUAUAAACAUUCAUCCCCAACUGCACAUUCAAGCGAAAGGACUUUUGCACAGCAUAGCAAAUAAAAUGGCACCCAUCCAUUUCGGCUGCCUUGUUUUCAACUACCAAGCCAUUGACGUAAUCGGGCCUACCGAUCUUCUCAAUUCCGCUAGUAAAGGCCUUCUGGAAGCGAUCAGUUUUUACGGUCCCAUUGACGAGAGCACAAUUGCCCGCGCACCGCAAUUUGUUUUUCACCAUAUUGGCGUCACGCGAGACCCAGUACAUCUCCUCACUAGCUCUAUCACCAUUUUACCCACGGACACUGUCGAUGAUUGCCCCGAGCUAGACUGCCUCUUGAUUCCCGGGCCCGACCUAGGAGACUUCGAACUUCACCCUAAGUUUGUUGACUUCACUCGUCGUCAUGUCGCCGCCGGGAAAUUGCUGUUUACCAACUGUACCGGCGCAUCUGUCGCUGCAGCUACUGGUGUUCUUGAUGGCAGAAAAGCAACAGUCAACAAUGUUGAGUAUAUGUGGGUGAAGGACAAAUACCCAAAGGUGAAAUGGACGAGGGAUAAGAAGUGGAUCGUCGAUGGAAAUAUUUGGACCGCGAGUGGUGCCGUUGCAGGGAUGGACAUGUUCUCUCACUGGCUGAAAGAGAACUAUGGCUUGGAUGUACUCAUAGAGGGUGCUUUGGGUCUCGACUAUGAGCCUCGAGACAGUGAUGGAUUGUUCAAUGUAAUCCCGAAAAGAUACGACGCGAGCGGGAAGCAAAUCUCUACGCAUGUCUUCAAGUACCAUACCCAGUCUCUCGGUGGAUACUCCUAGACAGGAUAGCUG